This is a messenger RNA of Lodderomyces orthopsilosis Co 90-125, 1551 nucleotides long. RefSeq lists its product as uncharacterized. The transcript has a single exon. Bases 1 to 1551 code for a protein of 516 amino acids. The record is from RefSeq and is a predicted model, not a curated record. NCBI's taxonomy places the organism in Eukaryota, Fungi, Ascomycota, Pichiomycetes, Serinales, Debaryomycetaceae.
AUGUCCACAAGAACAAGCUAUUCAACCCCAGAUAGUACCAAAAAUGCACCACACGCGGGCUCCACAAUACAACAUGAAAACAGAUCAAACUCCUCAGUCAGAUCGCAUAGAUCUCAUCAAUCUUCUCAAGAAGAGCUCCCUGAUAUUGAGCAGGAGCUAACUGACAGUGAUGAAGAGGACGAAUUUAUUCGGAGGUUUGGGGAUAUUAAUUUUCAGUACAUCAAAGCACCAAGAGACAGCUUCUGGUUCAUUAGGCCACAUGCCCUCAAUUACUUUAAAGACGGAAUCUUGUUUCGUACCAAAGGUGAAAGAGGAAGUUCCAAAACUGAAUUGUUUUUAGAUUUACUCUAUGUUGGGUUGAUUGCUAAUUUGGCAGGUGAAGCAAGUGAAGACGCUAGUGGGUUGGUGUUGCUAAAAUACGUCUUGUUCUUUUUGCCAAUGUGGGUUGUAUGGGCAGAUAUAAAGGACUUUACAAACUAUUACUAUAACGAAGAUUUAUCACAAAAGUUGUACAUUUUCUGGAUACUUUGCUUGCUCACAUUAUACAUUAACAGCCAUUACGAUAUCACUGAGGGCUAUAGUAAGGCUGCUCUACCCGUUGUUUCCUACAUUUUAUGUCGAUUAUCAUUGGCGGUUUCCUUGGUGGUAUACUCUUUCUUCAUCCCUGAGCACCGACCACAACAAAGAUUAUAUGCUGCAACAGUUUUUGUCACUUCCAUGUGUUGGCUAUCUGUCAUAUUUGUCUCAACAAGAGUCAAAAUAGCACUUGCAUUUGUUUUCCUAUUCCUAGAGCAAGUUUGCUUUUCAAUUUGUUUCCACCCAUGGACCAAGAGAAUGUUGAACCUUACAAUGUCCACUGCUUUGAACAUUGAGCACGAGGUUGAGAGAUUUUCUGUUUUUGUUACCAUUGCAAUUGGCGAAUAUUUAUACAAGGUUGUUGCCACUGGAUCAUUGGGUGUGGGAUUCAGUGCUAAAUACGCCAGAGGUAUUUUUCUAUUGGCCGACGCCUAUAUAUUAUUUUGGCUCUACCAGUACGGGGGAACAUCUAGCAAGGCGGUUCAUCCGUUGAGAAAUAGCGGAACCACAGCCAUGUUGUGGAUAUAUUCACAUGUACCAUUAAUUGCGGCAUUGGUCUUAUCCGCCGACGCUGGUGGUGAUUUGUGUGCUAUUGACAAUCCCAGCACCAAGAAGCGCCAGCACUUGGAAGCGAGAAGAGAAAGUGUGGGUGAAGAAUCGGAAAGAAACAUGUAUGCAUUGGCGUUCUUUUACACUGGCGGGAUUGCAGUUGCUUUGAUUUGUAUGUUUGUGUUGGGAAUAGUGGAGAAGAGUCGUGAUCCACCAAACUUCUUUAUAUUACCUCAGAAACUCCGAGUGUUUUGGAGAUUACCAAUUGGGAUCAUUAUUGUCAUGAUCACUUUCGCGGAAAUGAAUUCGACGUUGUUAAUGGGUAUCGUGACUUUGUUAUUAGGGGUAUUAUUGGUAUUUGAAAGUUUCGUUUCUACCCCUAGGAAUUGUUUGUUUAAUAGCCAGUCUGGUGAAGAGACGGCUUGA